This is a messenger RNA of Ornithorhynchus anatinus (platypus), 2751 nucleotides long. RefSeq names its product grainyhead like transcription factor 2 (gene GRHL2). Bases 27 to 1862 code for a protein of 611 amino acids. Gene Ontology annotation, cellular component: nucleus. Gene Ontology annotation, biological process: brain development; regulation of transcription by RNA polymerase II; neural tube development. The transcript has 15 exons. Gene Ontology annotation, molecular function: DNA-binding transcription activator activity, RNA polymerase II-specific; RNA polymerase II cis-regulatory region sequence-specific DNA binding. The record is from RefSeq and is a predicted model, not a curated record. Lineage: Eukaryota; Metazoa; Chordata; Mammalia; Monotremata; Ornithorhynchidae.
AUAAACGACUGGUGGCCUUAGUGCCAAUGCCAAAUGACACUCCGUUCAACACCCGCCGCGCCUACACCAGCGAGGAUGAAGCCUGGAAAUCCUACUUGGAGAAUCCCCUAACAGCCGCCACCAAGGCCAUGAUGAGCAUCAAUGGGGAUGAGGACAGCGCCGCUGCUCUCGGCCUGCUGUAUGAUUAUUACAAGGUCCCUCGUGACAAGAGGCUACUGUCCGUCAGCAAAGUCAACGACAGUCAGGAGGAUCAGGAUAAAAGCAGAAACUGCCUCGGUACGAGCGAAGUGCAAAGUAAUUUGAGUGGAGGAGAGAACCGAGUUCAGGUGUUAAAGACAGUGCCAGUCAACCUUUCCUUAAACCAAGAUCACCUGGAGACCUCGAAACGGGAACAGUAUGGCACGAGCGUGUCGGAGAGCCCGGCGCCCAUGCCCGUGGCCGGGGUGGCCGUGGUGAAAGCGGAAGAGUUCACGCCGGUUUUCAUGGCCCCGCCCGUGCACUAUCCCAGGGGAGAGAACGAAGAGCACGGCCGGGGGGUCAUCUUCGAGCAGACCCAGUACGAGGUGCCUAGCAUGGCCCCCCACGCCAACUAUCUCAAAGACGAUCAGCGCAGUACGCCCGACAGCACUUACGGCGAGAACUUCAAAGAUGGCGUCUCGGAGAAAUACCGCAGUGCUUCUGUGGGGGCUGAAGAAUACAUUUAUGAACAGACAGCAAGUAGCACAUUUCAGUAUACAUUGGAGGCCACGAAAUCUCUACGGCAGAAGCAAGGAGAGGGACCGAUGACCUAUUUAAAUAAAGGACAGUUCUAUGCUAUAACUCUGAGCGAGACUGGAGACAACAAAUGCUUCAGACAUCCCAUCAGCAAAGUCAGGAGUGUGGUGAUGGUUGUAUUCAGUGAGGACAAAAACCGUGACGAGCAGCUGAAAUACUGGAAAUACUGGCAUUCUCGGCAGCACACGGCUAAACAGAGGGUCUUGGACAUAGCUGAUUACAAAGAGAGCUUUAAUACAAUUGGAAAUAUUGAAGAAAUCGCCUACAAUGCCGUGUCUUUCACUUGGGAUGUCAAUGAAGAGGCAAAGAUUUUCAUCACUGUGAAUUGCCUAAGUACAGAUUUUUCCUCUCAAAAAGGGGUGAAAGGGCUGCCUUUGAUGAUUCAGAUCGACACAUACAGUUAUAACAAUCGCAGCAAUAAACCGAUCCACAGGGCUUAUUGCCAGAUCAAAGUCUUCUGUGACAAGGGAGCUGAGAGAAAAAUCCGGGAUGAAGAGAGGAAGCAGAACAGAAAGAAGGGGAAGGGUCAAGCAUCCCAAACCCAGGGCAACAACGCUGCCGACGGGAAGUUGUCAGCAAUCCCCUUACAGAAGAAGAGCGACAUCACCUUCUUCAAAACAAUGACCGAUCUGGAUUCUCAGCCCGUUCUCUUUAUCCCCGAUGUUCAUUUUGGAAACCUGCAGAGAACUGGACAGGUGUACUACAACACAGAUGAUGAGCGAGAAGGGAGCAGCGUCCUGGUUAAAAGGAUGUUCAGGCCAGUGGAAGAAGAGUUUGGCCCAACGCCCUCUAAGCAGAUGAAAGAAGAAGGAAUGAAACGAGUACUUUUGUAUGUGAGGAAAGAGACCGACGAAGUGUUUGAUGCUCUGAUGUUGAAAUCCCCCACUGUAAAAGGACUCAUGGAAGCGAUAUCCGAGAAAUAUGGUCUGCCGGUGGAAAAGAUUGCAAAACUUUACAAGAAAAGCAAAAAGGGCAUCUUGGUGAACAUGGAUGACAACAUCAUUGAGCACUACUCGAACGAAGACACCUUCAUCCUAAACAUGGAGAGCAUGGUGGAAGGCUUCAAGAUCACACUGAUGGAGAUCUAGGGUGCUGCCACCAGCCUCUCCUUCCAGCUGGAGCGGUCGCUGCAUUUCAUCCCUGGGAGAAACAGGCCCAUCCCCCAUCCCAGGCAGACCUACCCUCCCACCCCCCCUCCACCACUUCCGAGGAGCUGUUACAGACCACGUUGAGGGCGGUGGGAUGGGAGGGAAGGGUACAGCCCUCCCCCGCUUUACCGUCUGUGUCUUAACCUAACCACCACUGACAGGGCUGAGACCCAACCUCCCUGGCCACGAAGAUGCCACAGAAGCUUCUUAGAUUCUUAUUUAUUGCCAACCACUGUCUCAGCGCCAGGGGUUGAGGGAGACAGCUGUGUUCUGGCCAAGACAGGAUAGGAACCUCCCCUUGGCCCGCGGUGGUGGGGGCGGUCCCCGCAUUUCCCCUUCCCCUGAAGGACUGACCCCCCAGGAGACUACUGAUGUGUGUCGUGACAGCAGUGAGGAAAGGAAGGCAGCUGAUCUCACGCUCACCUGCCGGCAAUCCGUGGUAGUGGGCAAGACAGCCCUGCUCCAUCCCUCCCUCCACUUCUCCUCGGGAAGUGGCGGAAGGACUCGAUCUGCAACGCAAUGUGUAAGUAACCCAGAGAAGUCUCACCUGUGUACAUAAUGUUUAUAAUAUGCAAUAAUAUAUUUUACCUACUCGACAUGGGCAUGUUUACUGCCCCUGGGUUGGGGGAGGCUCGGCCCCCGGGAUGCCCGUGGUGUCCAGCGGUUUCCAUUUCUGCAUCUGCUCAGCCUUGGUGUCUUCGUGGGGGCCGAGCUGAGCCCAAGGAGGAAGUGCUGAGGUUGCCUCUCCCAGCUUCACGGCGCAGUCUUCCCCGGAUCUGGGGCGUGCCCUUUGGCUCCCCCCCUCCCACCCGACCCUUCACGGGGUCUG